Asparagus officinalis (garden asparagus) is the source of this 1823-nucleotide messenger RNA. RefSeq names its product probable serine/threonine-protein kinase PIX7. Bases 173 to 1642 code for a protein of 489 amino acids. The transcript has 6 exons. NCBI's taxonomy places the organism in Eukaryota, Viridiplantae, Streptophyta, Magnoliopsida, Asparagales, Asparagaceae. Gene Ontology annotation, biological process: protein phosphorylation. The record is from RefSeq and is a predicted model, not a curated record. Gene Ontology annotation, molecular function: ATP binding; protein kinase activity.
GGCAGCAACUGCCGAGUGUAAAAAACCGUUUUUGUCUCGUUCCCUAAUUUGGACACGACUAGGGUUUUUUCAAAAAAGACCCCUUUUCUCGAUUUUUUUUAGGGUUGGGCCAAAAGAUUUUGGAUUUUUAUCGGGGUUUGAGGGUUAGGGUUUGGGUUUAGUUUCGGUGGAGAUGGCGAAGGUUGAGAAAUGGGGAGGAGAGGAGGCAGCGACGAAGAAGAAGAAGAAGAAGAAGGAGAAAGAGAGGAGCAGGAGUGAUGAGAGUGAGAUUAAUGGAGGGGAUGAGAGUGGCGUUGGGUGCUGGAUCAAGCUCAGAUUGAUGGGGAGCUGCAUAUCGUCGAGAUCUAAAGUGGAUACUUCGAUCAGUGGUGUCAGCACUCACUGUGAAAGUAAAUCCACAAAUGAUGGUAGCAGGGACCAACCAGCUGCUCCAGUGUUAGUUGUUUCUGGUUCUACAACCACUAGUAAUGCAGAAAGUAGUUCAUCUACUAGCAAAGCAGGAGAGGAUCUGAAAGUUGCAUCUCAACUCAGAAAGUUCAAUUUCAAUGAUCUUAAAUCUGCCACAAGAAACUUUAGACCAGAGAGUCUUCUUGGCGAGGGAGGCUUUGGUUGUGUCUUUAAAGGCUGGAUUGAGGAAAAUGGAACUGCUCCUAUGAAACCUGGUACAGGGCUUACUGUAGCUGUGAAGACAUUAAAUCACGAUGGACUUCAAGGGCACAAAGAAUGGCUGGCAGAAGUGAAUUUUCUCGGAGACCUUCUUCAUCCCAACUUGGUUAAGUUGAUUGGAUAUUGCAUUGAAGAUGAUCAAAGGCUUCUUGUUUACGAGUUUAUGCCUCGUGGUAGUUUGGAAAACCAUCUUUUCAGAAGGUCCCUUCCUCUUCCAUGGUCUGUCAGAAUGAAGAUAGCUCUUGGUGCAGCUAAAGGACUUGCUUUUCUUCACGAAGAAGCGGAAAGACCAGUUAUAUAUCGUGAUUUUAAAACAUCUAAUAUUCUGUUAGAUGCUGAUUAUAAUGCCAAGCUCUCUGAUUUUGGUCUUGCUAAAGACGGCCCUGAGGGAGAUAAGACUCAUGUUUCAACACGGGUUAUGGGGACAUAUGGAUAUGCAGCUCCUGAGUAUGUAAUGACAGGACAUCUCACCUCAAAGAGCGACGUCUACAGCUUUGGUGUUGUCCUCCUCGAGAUGAUGACAGGCCGAAGAUCCAUGGACAAGAACAGACCCAACGGUGAGCACAACCUCGUGGAGUGGGCCCGCCCUUACCUAGGUGAAAGACGAAGAUUCUACCGCCUCAUAGACCCUCGUCUGGAGGGCAACUUCUCCAUCAAAGGUGCCCAAAAGACAGCUCAACUAGCCCACCACUGCCUCAGCCGAGAUCCCAAGGUCAGGCCUUUAAUGAGCGAAGUGGUCGAAGCCCUAAAACCGUUACUCAACCUCAAGGACAUGGCGAGCUCGUCUUACUUCUUUCAGAGCAUGCAGGCUGAACGCGCCACUGCUCGUUCAGUCAGCGAGAAUGGCAGGACUGGGUUCAAGAAUCAGGGUUCUGUCGCGAAAAAUGGGCAACCACCGAUGAGGAGUUUGUCGAAUGGUGCGUAUGCUUCGCCGUAUCAUCAGCAGUCAAUGAAGCCUAAUGGAAAAAAGCCAUGAGCAGCGGUACUAGUUCUCGUUCAGUGAAUGUAGGGUUCUUGAGGGGGUUUCAAGAGUUUGAUGUGGAUAAAACUUGAGGGGGAGAGGGGAUUGAAUGCUGCUGCUAGUUGGUUAUAUAUCAUCUCAUUCGAAAUAUAACUGGAUAUUUAUAACUGAUGUGCCUUCAAACUUUUUCUUCUUC